CAACCUGACUGGCAGUGGAGUGGCUGUUUUUCCUCGCCUCCGCUUAUCUGCUUGUAGUCUUCUUUUACGCGAGAUACUCGGCUGAGCUCGUAUCGUUUAUGAAUCAAUUAUCUGCCAGAAAUCCGUUCUGACAAAACAUUUACAUAUUUGAGGUGGACUGUAAAAUAUACUCCUAUAUAUUGGAGAAAGAGAGACCAGGCAAAAGGGAAGUGUAUCCAACCUACUCUUUUCCAAAUGGAUGGGAUGAAACCAGAAGCGACGGCUGAGGAGAAUCAGGAUGAAAGGGAAGAAAGCAAAGGCUGCUUCGAGUGUUGCAUCAAGUGUCUGGGCGGUGUCCCUUACGCCUCUUUGGUGGCCACCAUCUUGUGCUUUUCGGGUGUUGCUCUGUUCUGCGGCUGUGGGCAUGUGGCACUUACGGGCACUAUGACCAUGGUGGAAAACCACUUUUCUCGUGUCACCUCUGACCAUGCUACUCUCACUGAUGUGGUUCAGAUUUUGCAGUACAUCAUCUAUGGAAUUGCCUGUUUCUUCUUCCUGUAUGGCAUCAUCCUGUUGGCUGAAGGCUUCUACACCACCAGUGCUGUCAAAGAGAUGCACAGCGAGUUCAAGACCACUGUGUGUGGACGCUGCAUCAGUGCCAUGUUUGUGUUCCUCACCUACAUUCUGGGCUUGGGGUGGCUGGGCAUCUUUGGCUUCUCUGCGGUGCCCGUUUUCCUGUUUUAUAACAUGUGGACUGCUUGUGGAGCCAUGAAGUCCCCUAUUGCCAAUCUCACCUCUGUGGACAAUAUCUGUGUCGAUGUGCGGCAGUAUGGAAUCAUCCCGUGGAACGCUAUUCCUGGUAAAGCCUGUGGCUCCACACUAAGUGCUAUCUGCAAUACUAGUGAGUUCUAUUUGUCCUACCAUCUUUAUAUUGUUGCCUGUGCUGGAGCUGGAGCCACUGUGAUCGCACUGAUCCACUACCUGAUGAUCCUGGCAGCAAACUGGGCCUAUCUCAAGGGACUGUGUCAGCAGACUCAUGCCUACCAGGACAUCAAAACCAGAGAUGAUCAAGAGCUGCAGGAUGUGCAGUCACGCUCAAAGGAGGGUCUAAACUCCUACUCAUAAACAGUUCUCCCAACUCUUAUCUACCCAACCUCUAUCUAACCUGCUCUAGACCACACCAACACACACACACACACACCUGCCACCCUCAGAUGAAACACUAUACACAAACUAACACUGCUAAGCACUGCGCUAUCCUGACUAUACAUCAUAACAGUGGUAUAAGUUGGUUAUAAUCAUGAUGAAACAUGUCAGGCAAGAUAUUAAACAUCUGUAACAAAUGAUGAGUGGAAUCAUGCAGUUUAUGGUGAUAGGAUGUGUUUUUCUCAUCUACAUGGUGCAAAAGACCACUGGUAUAAAAGUGUAUGUAUUCUAGUAUCGUACUGUCAUUUGCAAGUAUUUUGAAUUGCUAGAAAGUGUACGUACAGUGUAGAGUCAUGGUUAUAACUGGGUUAUGUUUGGUUUUAUGAUGCAUUGUCUUGGUUAAGCGCUGCUUAAAUGAUAAACUGUCUGCACUAACUCCUCACAGACAAUUUGCAGGAACUUCCUACCUUUUUUUUUUUUUUUGCCGUUUUAUACAUAUAUAAAUAUAUAUAUAUAUAUAAUUGUGUGAAAGUGAAUGAAUGUUGUUGUUUUUUUUUAUUUUUUUUUAUUAUGGGUCCCAGGUUGUGUAUUGAAAAUGUCUGCUUAUUUAGAAUUUUUCUCUGAUCUCUAUGGCUUCUAUCUCUCAGAUCUCUAUCUUAGAUGUCUGAAUUCACCUUUUUACAACUCUCUUUCUUACUUUAUUUUUUGGAGGGGGUGGGGAACAAUACUGGUUCUUGACAAAUUGCACUAAUCUUGUAAUAGAAAGCCGGCGUAUUAACACACAUACACACAUACACGCACGCAUGCACAUAAAUUAGAAAAGAA
Molecule: messenger RNA, 1950 nt
Organism: Carassius carassius (crucian carp)
Lineage: Eukaryota; Metazoa; Chordata; Actinopteri; Cypriniformes; Cyprinidae
Gene: gpm6ba
Product: glycoprotein M6Ba
Exons: 7
Coding region: 235-1104 (289 amino acids)
Biological process (GO): axon development; central nervous system myelination
Cellular component (GO): myelin sheath; plasma membrane
Molecular function (GO): structural constituent of myelin sheath
Source: RefSeq, a predicted model, not a curated record